Molecule: messenger RNA, 561 nt
Organism: Mesocestoides corti
Lineage: Eukaryota; Metazoa; Platyhelminthes; Cestoda; Cyclophyllidea; Mesocestoididae
Source: the annotation of a GenBank genome assembly
AUGGCAUCGAACGAGUGUUCAUUAAAUGGUAGUGUAAAUAAGGCUAGGAACACAGCACCUGUACGUAUUGAACUAGGCGAGCUGACCCAACACAAUAUAAAUCAAUUGCGCAUUAUUAACAGAACUGUAUUUCCCGUCAACUAUACGGAUAAGUUCUACACCGAUCUUCUUAAGCAGCCACAGUUAUGCCGUCUUGCAUAUUUUAACGACAUUGUUGUCGGCGCAGUAUGCUACAGAAUCGAGAAAGUUGCCGGAUCUGAUAACCUCAAGAAAUGCUAUAUCAUGACGCUGGGCUGCUUAGCUCCCUAUCGUCGCUAUGGAAUUGGCUCGAUGCUUCUUCGUCAUGUCUUGCACAAAUGUAUGAAGAACAAACAGAUCCAGUCAGUCUACCUGCAUGUUCACAUUGAGAAUGAAGAGGCCAUAAGGUUUUACCAAAAAUUUGAUUUCCUGAUUACGGAUAAAGUUGAAAAUUAUUACCAUCGCCUUUCACCACAGGAUGCCUACAUUCUUGAAAAACAGUUGGAUCACUCUGUUCCGGUCAGCGACUCAGAUUCUGAAUAA